AUGAAGCUCUCUUCGAUCUGGCCUGCCACGGUCGUCGCCGUCGCCCUAGCCUUCCUUGGCCCCGGCGGGCUUAUCGCCUCAGUCUCCGCUGCCGGCCCAUUCCCUUCGUACGGGGAGUGGGGUGCUGGCGCUGGGAACGCUUUCGAACACGCUGCGGGAGAACUCGCCGACGUCAUUGGACAAGGCUCGGCGGGACGCAGCGGCCUGCUGCACGGCGGCCCGUCGUCGUCUUCGACCGCCGAACGGUACAGCCAAGGCGAGCGCAACGCCUUCGAGAGACUCGAGCGUCCCAUCGAAGCUCCGAGGCCCGGCUCUGCCAUGACCGUCAAGCUGGUCCUGCACAACAACGCGUACGACGAGGCCCAGGCCCGUAUCUGGGCGUACAGGCUCUACGACUACGGCCGAGUCGAGUGGCGCGAGGACAGUCAGCUUCUGUCGAGGAUGAGGCGGCUACAGGCCGAUGCGGACGACGGCUUCCUAUACGGUACCUACACCCGGCUCGGUCAGAAGCAUCUGGCUCGGUGCGCCGAUAUCCUGAACAAGUUCGACGCUCUCGUCGACGGGGAGAUGAGCGCGAGGACGAUCAGGAUCCUCUCGGCCCGUCUGGACCAGGCCGAAGCGAACCUGGGACACGUCCGAUGGGUGCACGCGCAGCUGACCGACCAGUCCACCAAGCUCAAGAACGACGUCCGCGCUCAGCAAGACCCGCGCGGCCUCGACGCAGCGGCCAUCUUUGACGUGGAUUCGACGCUCGGCGACCUGCUGCGCACUGAGACGAUCAUGUCGACGAACCUCGAGGCCCGCCGUGUCAUUCUCGGCGGCCUCUUGGACGCGAGCGCGAAGCGCAAGGCGACCUACACGCUCCUCGAUGUGCCGCAGCCGAGCAUCAGGCUCGCCAAGAAGAAGUUCCGCCUCGCCCCGUCAUGGUGGUCGGACGGCAAGCGUGGCCGCGACUUUGACAUGCCCCCUUGGCUCCAGAGCGAGGCGGCCACUUCGCACACGCCCGCCGAGCUCGUCGGUAUCGACCCGUGGUGA
This is a messenger RNA of Pseudozyma flocculosa PF-1, 1035 nucleotides long. RefSeq lists its product as uncharacterized. The transcript has a single exon. The coding region runs from base 1 to 1035 and encodes 344 amino acids. Lineage: Eukaryota; Fungi; Basidiomycota; Ustilaginomycetes; Ustilaginales; Ustilaginaceae. The record is from RefSeq and is a predicted model, not a curated record.